Messenger RNA from Vicia villosa (hairy vetch), 5416 nucleotides. Its product is annotated as putative disease resistance RPP13-like protein 1. Lineage: Eukaryota; Viridiplantae; Streptophyta; Magnoliopsida; Fabales; Fabaceae. The transcript is spliced from 3 exons. The coding region runs from base 1371 to 4652 and encodes 1093 amino acids. Gene Ontology annotation, biological process: defense response to other organism. Gene Ontology annotation, molecular function: ADP binding; protein binding. The record is from RefSeq and is a predicted model, not a curated record.
CAAAUGGAAAAAACACAAGAGUUUCGCAGUGGACCUGUCAAGAUUUCAUUUACAUGAUGUGAAAAUGAUCGAAUCUUCCAUAUCCUUUACACUAGUCGACGAAUCUGCAAAAAUCGAUAUCAUUAUUGGAUUUUCUUAACAAGCACACUAUCGAAUAUCAAAUCAUGAAAAUCCACCUCUUAUGAUGAACAUGCCUCCUAAUGACCUAAACACCUUAAAAAGAGUGGGAAGGUCCUUAGGAAGAGCUAACUAUAACCCUAACCACGUAAAAAAUCUAUACUAAAUUGAUUCACUCGUUCUGCAUGUUACAAACAAAUAAGAAAUAAACUUGAUAGACCCUUACACAGUAGACACAAAAUACCUUAUGAGUCAACCAACACCCUCCGCUUAUGCAAGAUCUCUCUGAUACGAAUCUUAUCUUGAAAAAACUGUCAAGAGUUUAAAAAGUUUCAAUUACUCCGAAUUAGGGAAAAGACCGACUCCAUAGAAUUGAGCAACAACUCACUAGGAAGAUUGCACAUAUGAUGAGGUAAGUAAGUUAAGGCUAAAGAAAAAUAUUAUUCUCAUUCAGUUUGAUAAAAAGCCUAUUUAUUAAUGAAAAAUUUGAUAAAUAGAUUGAAAUGUAAGAAUAGAACAAUAACGGUUUCUUCGACGGGGGCUUGGGUGGAAAAUGUUUGGAUUUGGGAGGUGAAGCUUAAGCCUGAGAGGUUGUUACGGGCGGAGGAAGAAAUUGAGUUGGAAUCUCUCUAUUCCGUUAUGCAGGAUGUUCAGAUUCAUCAGCAAAUGAAGGAUUCUUUUAUGUGGUGGAGGAGCAAUAACGGUUUCUCGGUUAAAAGUAGUUAUCAAGGUUUAGAAGCUGCUUUUGGUUUGAAGGUGCGGAUUGAUGAGUGCUACUUUCAGUUGUUGGAUCUGCUUUGGAUAACAAAUGUGCCUAGCAAAAUUCUAGUUUUUGGAUGGAGAUUUUUGUUGAACAGGUUAGCUAGUCAGGAGGCUUUGUCAUUUAGAGGGAUCAUCAGUGGAUCUAACUCUCUUGGAUGUCCCCUCUGUUCUAUUUAUUCAGAAAUUAUUCCCCAUCUGUUCUUCGACUGUUUUCUGCCUUUUAUGUUCGAGAGCAAAUUUACGAGUGGAUGAAACUGUAGUUUCAAUUUGAGUUAGAUGCUUCUGGUAGUAAUCUCAGCAGUUUUAGUUUUUUGCUAAAAGGAAGGAUGAACAAGAGCAAUCGUCUCUUGGUUUGGCUUUCGGUUUGUUGGGCUAUUUAGCCAAGUAGAAAUGAGGUUGUCUUUCAACUAGUGGUUGUGCGGGCUAGUGAAGUGGUUGAUAGGGCUAAAGUGUUGGCUUGGAACGUUUGUUGCCAAAACCAAAGAAAAAUCAUGGCAGAACUUGUUGCUGGAGCAUUCCUUUCGUCUUUCUUUCAAGUGAUUUUUGAUAGGUUGGCUUCAAGUAAUUUCACUGACUAUUUCCGUAGAGGCAAGCUUGACAAGUUGGUGGAGGAACUUGAGUCUACACUCGAGUCUAUCAACCAAGUGUUGGAUGAUGCAGAGAUUAAACAAUACCAAAUACCAAAUGUCAAGAAGUGGCUUGGUGAUGUUAAACAUGCUAUGUAUGAGGCUGACCAACUCUUGGAUGAGAUUGCCACUGAUGCACCAUUGAAGAAGAUAAGAGCUGAAUCUCAACCUACUACCAGUAGGAAUAACUAUUUUGGUUAUGUUUCAAGUUUUAUUAAUCCAUUUGAAUCUCGAGUCAAAGAAUUGCUAAAGAAUCUAAAGCAUCUUGCUGAGCAAAAAGAUGUGCUGGAAUUGAAAAAUGGAUCUUUGGCUCGAAAUGAAGUUGGAGUUAGUUCAAAACCUUUAGAAAGACCGCAAACUUCCUAUUUGGUGGAUGCAUCGCAGAUAUAUGGUAGAGAUGAUGAGAAAGAUGAAAUGAUCAAAUUUUUACUUUCAAACAAUGGCAGUGACAACCAAACACCUGUAUCUAGCAUAGUUGGUCUAGGUGGGAUGGGUAAGACCACCUUUGCUAAGCUUGUGUACAAUGACAGUAGGAUUGAGAAUCAUUUUGAACUUAAAGCAUGGGUUUAUGUUUCUGAAUCUUUUGAUGUUGUUGGACUCACCAAAGCAAUUCUCAAGUCAUUUCAUUCUCCAGCUGAUGAUGAGUCUAUUCUCAAUUUACUUCAACAGAGACUACAACGCGUACUAACGGGCAAAAAAUACUUGCUUGUUUUAGAUGAUAUAUGGAACGGGAAUGCGGAUUGUUGGGAGCAGUUACUACUUCCUUUUAAUCAUGGAUCUUUUGGAAGUAAGAUUAUUGCGACAACACGUGACAAGGAUGUAGCACAUGUUCUGAAUUCCACAAAGAUAUUUGAAUUACAGCAAUUGGAAAAAAAAGAUUGUUGGAGUUUAUUUGUGACACAUGCGUUUCAUGGCAAAAAUGUGUGCGAUAAUCCAAACCUUGAAUUAAUUGGCAAAAAAAUAUUGGAAAAGUGUGGAGGAUUGCCAUUAGCUGUAAAAACAAUGGGCCAACUCUUGCGAAAAAAAUUCUCUCAGCAUGAAUGGAUGAAGAUAUUGGAGACUGAUUUGUGGCGUUUAUCAGAAGGGGACAACAACAUUAACCCAGUGCUGAGAUUGAGUUACCAUAAUCUACCUUCCAAUCAUAAACGUUGUUUUGCUUAUUGUUCUAUAUUUCCUAAAGGUUAUCACUUUGAAAAAUGUGAAUUAAUCAGGAUUUGGAUGGCAGAAGGUUUGCUUAAGUGUUGCAGAACAGAAAAAAGUGAAGAAGAGUUGGGUAAUGAAAUUUUUGGUGAUCUUGAGUCAAUUUCAUUUUUCCAACAAUCAGCCUACUAUUAUUCUACCAUGCAUGACCUUGUCAAUGAUUUGGCUGAUUCAGUGUUAGGAGAAUUUUGUAUGCGAAUAAACGAAGCUAAGGUGGAAGGUAUCCCUGGAAGGACACGUCACAUUAGAUGGUCUCUUCAAUCAAAUUUUGUUGACAAAUUACUAGAGCCAAUUUGUGAGCUUAAGGGCCUACGUAGUCUUUUAUUAGAAGACCACUUUGGUAUAUCGAUAAGCCGCAAUGUGCAACGUGAUAUGUUUUCAAGACUAAAAUAUUUGCGAAUGUUAUCAUUAUAUUAUUGCGGCAUCUCAGAGCUAGUAGAUGAGAUAAGCAAUUUAAAGCUUCUGCGUUAUCUAGAUCUUUCUCGUAAUAGAAUUUCAAGGUUACCUGACACCAUUUGUAUGCUAUAUAAUUUGCAAACACUCUUGUUGAAUGGAUGUAAUGAAUUGACUGAGCUCCCUUCAAAUUUUUACAAACUCAUCAAUUUACGCCAUCUUGAACUUCCCUAUUCUAUAAUGAAAAUGCCAAAGAAUAUAGGAAGUCUAAGCAAUCUCCAAACCUUGAAUUUUUUUACAGUGGAAGAGCAGAACGGAUCAGAUCUUAAGGAGUUGGAGAAACUAAACCAUCUUCAUGGAACAAUUUAUAUUGAAGGGUUGGGUAAAGUCAUUGAUCCUACAGAUGUUACAACAAGAAGUUUGAAAGAUAAGAUGUAUUUGGAAGAAAUAGAGAUGAUAUUUAAUGGAGGAAGAGAAGAUAUGGAUGGAUCAAUAGUUGAAAGCAAUGUAUCUGUCUUGGAGACUCUUCAACCAAAUAGUAACUUGAAGAAGCUAACCAUCAGAAUGUACAGAGGUAAUAGCUUUUCUAAUUGGCUAAGUGGUUGUCAUUUACUCAAGAUGCUUUAUAUUUCAGACUGUCAUGGAAUAAAGAUCAUCGGAAAAGAGUUAUCCAGCAAUAACUUCAACUCUCUUGAAAUUUUGAUCUUUGAAAAUAUGGACAAUUUGGAGGAAUGGUUAUGUAUUGAUGGGUUUCCUUUACUUAAAGAGCUUUAUAUAAUAAAUUGUCCCAAAUUGAAAAGGGUAUCACUGCCUCAACACCUUCCUUCAUUAGAGAUAUUGGAGAUUAGUGGUUGCAAAAUGCUGGCCGUAUCAAUUCCCAUUUGUGAUAAUAUCGAAGAGUUAAAAAUAAAGAGAUGUGGUCGGAUUUUGAUAAAUGAGUUGUCAUCCAGCUUGAAAAGGUUCAGCCUUCGUGAAAAUCAGUACAUCGAGUUCCCCAUGGUUCAUUUAAUCAACAAUCCCAAUCUGGAAUUAUUAAAGUUGGAUUUCAAGGACUUUGUAGAAUGUCCCUCUUUGGAUUUGUGUUGUUAUAAUUCUCUUUGGGAAUUUUCAAUAACAGGAUGGAAGUCCUCCUCCUUGCCUUUUUCACCACACUUGUUCACCCUUCUUAAUGCUCUAGGGCUGUCUAAUUGUCCAGAAUUAGAAUGUUUUCCUAUGGGAGGUUUCCCUUCCAACUUGAUCGAUCUUAAAAUAGUUAAUUGUCCUAAAUUGAAAGCUUCGAGAGAGGACUGGCGUUGUCUCCACCACAAAUCUAAAGUUUAUAUUAUUAUUAUUCACAAUUGCGCUAGUCUUGAGCACUUGCCAGAGGAGUGGGGUUCCAUUUUUGAUUUGGAGAUUGAAGAUUGUCCAUUACUUAAGGAGAAGUACCAAAAGGAGGGAGGAGAUCGUUGGCAUACAAUUAGUCACAUCCCUGAAGUGAUAAUUGACGGUUCUUACCAGACUUCUUUUAUUUCGGAAGAGGAAAUGAGUGACUGUGACAGUGACGAGUCUAUGUAAGCGGAUCCAAUUGGCAGACGUUUCCGGAUGGAGGCAGGCUUAAGUUAGUUAUUUAAAAUUUAGAGAAUGUUUAAUGUUAAUUGUCCAGUUUUCACUUUUGUUGUUAAACUAACAGUUCAUUUUCAAAUCCGCCACUGCAUAAUAUAUAGGCCAACUUCACUUCUCUCAAUGUCUCUGUAUUGACUUCGACUAUAAUAAUUAUUUUUCAUUGAUGUCAGCUAUGCUUAGCAGUUAUGAGUUAUGUGUGUUUCUAUUUUAGAGUUGUAUCUAGCACAUAACUCUCUCAAUUUGCUAUGCCAUGUUCAUCAUCAAAUGCUUUGUCUAGCAUAAAACUUCUAUAGUCUAUUUCAAGUACUGCAUUAACACAGGUUACUCAAAACCACUUCAUGGCAUUUUUCAUUUUCUAAGCCAAAUUAUUUAUCUUCCUUAGUACUAUAAUAACUUGUUCAUGUUUAGCUUUUUGGGUUUACAUCAAUUUGAUAAAUAUAUUGUCAAUCAUGUUACAGAUUUAUCAUGGAAGUCAAAGGCAUGAUAUGUAUCAGCCUUUCACAUUCAUGAGAUUUUCAUUCAAAGAUAGCAGGAGAGUCCGCGGUACUCCCUUAAUACUUUGAUCAUUCACAGUUAUCCGUUACUUAAGGAGAAGUACAAAAAGGAUGGAUGUGAGCAUUGGCAUACAAUUAGUCACAUCCCUACUGUGAAGAUUGACGGUAUUCAGCAACAUUAGAUUGACGGAAUUGAGCAGUAGAAAUGACUUCUUUGUCACA